Molecule: messenger RNA, 393 nt
Organism: Cercopithifilaria johnstoni
Lineage: Eukaryota; Metazoa; Nematoda; Chromadorea; Rhabditida; Onchocercidae
Source: the annotation of a GenBank genome assembly
AUGUGUACAGAGGACGAAAUUUCGGCAAUGACAGAAUUUCUCGACGAAGAAAGAGCAAGUGCUGAAAUUGUUCAAUUAAUUACGCUGAAUAUGACGAAAGAUGAGCAGGAUUUUAGUUUGCCGCAUGACCAAUAUGAAAUGUUGCGAAGAUCGUGCAACAAAGUUUUGAAUAAAAUUGUAAACAGUAAUUUGAAAGAGAAUGUCGACCAGUUCCUCAACACGCUAACACCAAAUGAUAACAAUAAACUGAGGGCAUACGGGAUGUUAUCUGAAGAGGAUAAGCUCGUCGCAUUCAUUGACGAGAAGAUAACUGAAAUGAAUUUCACUGGCAUCGAUAAAAGUGAAAUUGAGAAGUAUUUAAAAGAUCUCUUUAUGUCGUUAAAACUUGACUAA